UCCAGUGGAAAAAGGGAGGGCAAGAAAAAGAACCCUGAGAGAGAAAAAAAAACCCUGCUGGCUGUAACUUGACUAGAGGGUUUCUCUGUCUGGUGUGGCAUUCACAUCCUCACGCUCGUGUGAUAACAUCCAGCAUUGCUUGGCUCCCCCUGCACACUGGCUUGAUUCCAGGGAAUUGAAGCAGACAGGACAAACAGACUGAGAGACAAACUGCAUGUAUGGUGGAAAGAGAUACGUGAUUUAGAAGAAAGGGGGAAAAAAACAAAAAUCCAGAACAGAAGAAAAGAAGAAGCAAGUCAGAGAGCAAAGGGUUGAAAAAGAAUCUAGAAGGAUCAGAGCUAAAGAAAAUUUGAUAACCAACUGUAUACUUCAAACUCACCAACAUGGCAGCCAUGGAAGCACUGGAAUCCUCAAGUGGUCAGCUGGAACCUCAAACCCUCACUGAGAUCUCAGAUGAUGAGGUCAACCUUCCGCCCUCAGAUGAAGAAGAUGAUGCCCUUGCCACAGCCAAGAAAGAGCUGUCCACCAUGGCUGCAGAGGGGAAUGCUGCUGAAGACCAGGGCGAAUCAGUGAAGUUUGACCCGCAGGUGAACGGGGUCAUGGUGCUGUCUUUGCUUGACAAGAUCAUUGGGGCAGUGGACCAGAUUCAGCAGACCCAGAGUGGGCUUGAGACCAGGCAGCAGGAAAUGGAGCGCUCAGUAACUAGCAUCCAGGGUGAGCUGACCAAACUAGCUAAGAACCACAGCACCACAUCCAACAGUGUCAAUAAGAUGAUGGAGAAGGUGCGCAAGGUGAGCGUCAAUGUCAAGACAGUGCGGGCCAACCUGGAGAAACAAGGAGGCCAGAUCAAGAAGCUGGAGAAUAACGAGGCUGAGCUGCUCAAGAGACGCAACUUUAAAGUCAUGAUCUAUCAGGAUGAAGUAAAGGUUCCAUCAAAACUCAGUAUCUCUAAGUCCAUGAAGGUUUCUGAGUCUGUAUCAGGAAGCAGAGGAGGCAGCCUGCUCGAGCUUAAAGAAGCUAUGGAAGAGCAUGGAGAGGACGGAGGAGAAGCAGAAAAGGCAGAUAAACCCCAUGUAGACCUCUCAUCAGAUGAGGAGGGGGUGGAGAUUGAGGAGACCAUUGAGGAGUCUCGUGCUGAACGCAUCAAGCGCAGCAGCCUUCAGCGUGUACAAAACCUGAAGACGGUCUUCUCAAAGGAGACGAGGGCAAAAACCAAAGAGAACCUGCAGAAGACCAGGCAAAAAACCAAGGAUAAUCUGGAGAAGACAAAGCAGAAGACAAAAGAGAACCUGGAAAAGACCAGACAGAAAACCAAGGAGAAUUUAGAGAAAACCAAGCAGAAGACUAAGGAGAACUUUGAGAAGACACGUCACAACAUUGAGAAGAAGAUGGGAAAGCUUGGGACACGUAUGAGUGUCAAACCUGAGCAUAAGCAGAAGAUCCAGACAUCCCGUGACAAGAUGAAGAAGUCCUUCACACCAGACCAUGUUGUUUAUGCCCGGUCCAAGACUGCUGUGUACAAGGUGCCCCCCUUCACCUUCCAUGUCAAGAAAAUCCGUGAGGGUGCUGUCGAGGUGGUCCAAGGCACAGAGAUGGUGGAAGUGUCCCAGGAUGAGCAUUUCUGUGGGGUAAAUGAGGCAGUUGACGAAGGUGCAGUGGAGGUUGAGAUGGAGAUGAUGAAUGGAGGAGGGGAUGAGGAAGAGGCUGAGGAGGAUGAAGAGGAGGACAGCCACGAUGCCCUGCAGGAGCAUGAAGACAAAGAUAGAGACAGUGAUUAGAUAAAGAAUGAGGAAUUUGCUGUAAUCCAAACAAAAUCUGUUGCACCAACCCAUAUGUCUGUAAAAACUGAAUAAAUUCUGUGGGUAGAGAAGACUGACAAGAAUAAUUACAGUGUUUGGACACAGUUAGGUCUUAUUUUUAUUAUUUGGCCAUUAUUCCUAUUAGUUAUGAUAACUUUGUAUUACCAAAGUAACUGAUGAAAUUUGGGAACAUUGCUACUAGAAUUAGCAACACUGCUACAAAUUCAACAAGUUAGUCAAGCAAAGAGACAGGUGGUAAACAAUCCAAGAGUUUAUCCAGAUUAGUCAAACCACUUAUUUUGGAGGCAAACUGAACGAGUGUACCCAAAAUGUCAGUAGCAAUCUUAGAUAUAGUAAGUGUUCUAGGUCAAAGCUAAAUUAGGAGGUUGGUAAUGUUUAACUUUGUCUUCUUUUCCAAAUUCCAGAUUUGACUAACUUGUGGGUUUGUUUUGAUCCUGUUUGAUUAUCUUACUGCUCAUGUCUCUCAACUUAUCAGACUUCUUUAUAGCAAGGUCUCUCCUGGCUGGAAUACAAACCAAAGUUUUGGCUCACAACUUUAUUGUGAUUGUUCUCAUGAAUCUUGUUUGCUGCCCUUAAGUGGCCAAAGACCAAAGCUAAGGCUGGGUAGUAUUCCAAUUUAUAAAAACUGUACAUGUUGCACAGAUAGUGGGAGGAACUGGGACUCAUUAAGUGUCUUCACUGUGUUGCCAUCUUCCUAUAUCCCAGCAAAUAACUUGGUCAAGACAGUAUCAUUACCAAUAGGAAUGAUAGCCAUAGUACAAAAAUAAGACCUACGUUGAAAGAAAAUGCAAUUAGUUUUUAACAUUUGACUACCCAUUAUGUGUUUAAAGAUUAUAAUUAAAAGGAUUCAUGAAAAUCUUCCCAUAAUUGCAAAAGCACUUCAGUGUGUUGUUUAGAGCCCAUUUGUAUUUGAAUAGUGUAGAUGAGCAUUAAAAAUUGAAAGCAGAAGAAGAAAAUAGGAAGAAAAAACAAAACAUUUUGCUGUGAAAGGGGAUGGGGAAGGUAGGAUGGGCAAGAGCAAAACUGACAUGAUCAAAAGAUGUUUGAGACGAGACAUCAACAUCCCUCUUGGAAGAAAGUUUAACUUGUCAGUACUUCAUUUCUUGUUCCAUUUGUUUUAAAAUCAAGACAUUACAGUCCACUCACAACUAGCAGAAUGAGAAAAUGGAGAUGAGUUAUCUCCUAUCCAUUGAAUUUCAGUCAUAUUUGAACAUAAAGAAAAUGAUCUAAUGGACUGUUGAGCUACAAAUUCUCAGUGGCCAAAUUAUUCAUAAACACACUGAGUACAUGAUCGUUUGUAUAAAGAAAUUCAUUGCAUUUUAGAAAUACUACACAUCACAUAUACAAAAUUAUUUUUCCACUCCAUUUUUUGUUCAAUUGUUUAUCUUACUCUACUUAAUCUAUCCAUUAUUUAGAAGCACCGUGAUUCUGUUAUAAUUUCUAAGUUGUGAUACGCUCACAGUUAAGUAUAUGUGUAUCAUUUUGUAUAUGAUCACUCUACACUAGGCUGUCAUCUCCUUUUUAUUAGAGGCAGAAUGUUGCCUAGUUGUCCUAAUUGUCUUCUAAACACAUUGUUCAUGUAGCUUACUCAUAAUGUAUAUAACACUUUACUGUCAGUGUUCCCAAAGAAUAACCAGGGCCCAUGAAAAUGAAGGUCUGCAAAAUAUAAGGUAGAGAAAGAUUAUACAUAGGUCCAUUACAUUUCUCUUACCAAUAGUAUUCACUUUGAUUAUUUUCUUAUUAGAAUUUUCUUCUUAACAACUGGCUAAGUGAUAUUUAAAGAUGUUUCAUAAAUAAUUAGAGAUAAGGACCAAUAUUUUCAGCAAAUCUUACAAACCUAACCAUUUUAGACUUUUAUCCACACUGUGUACUUUCAGGACCUGUCUAUUUACAGGACUACAUAAGAGUGUGUUAUUGCUGCAUUCUGCCACUGACCCCUAGUGUCAGUCAUCACACUAUAAUUUUCUGUUACAUAUUAAUGAUGCAUUUCAUCAGCACUUCAUACUUUUCUCUUCCAAAUGAUCAUUUCACUGAAAUAUUUCCACACAGAUUUCCUGUAUUGUCCACAUUUACUUUUUCACAACAAGAUGUAUAAAUGUGUUUUAUACCUUAACCACUACUGGUGAUAUAUCAUGAGUGCCUUCCAAGAAUAAAUUCAAGAAUUCAUGUUUUGCAUUCUUAAUAUAUCUAAGAUAUAUUUUCAUCUGCCUAUGUAUUUUCCAAACCAAUUCUGGUCAGAAUAGCAGGGGCUGGAACUUGUCUUGGCAUACUUUGGGUUGAAGUCCCCUUCAACCCAAAGUACCCUGCACCCUGCACUGAUCAGAAGACAAGAUAAAUUCGUGAUUCCAAAGUAAGAGAAUAUGGCAGUUUACAGCUGAAUGGGGCUAUCACAGUAUUUUGUACUUCCAAAGUUUAGUUUCAAGUACAACAGAUCACAGUUUUAGUUGUAUAUGUUAUGUGAUUCACUGCCAAUGCAGAUCAUAAUGAAAAUAAAUAAAAAUAAAACAUAAAUUUACCAGAAAGCAUUUGCUGCCUGCACUUCUGCAUUUAGACCAGCUUCUUGGGCCAAAUAAUACUGAUGUUUGCACAGAUUCCACAGUACAACCAAUGACAUUGACACUCCCACAUGGAUAAAAACAUUCUAGCUUUCUUGAUGCAUCAUUGUGGUAGAUGUUAAGUGGUUAAGGCUCAGUCACUCAAAGUUGAUUAACAAUGCCAUGUUAGAGCAGAAACAACAUGCAGCUGUAGAGAGACAUAUGUCAGUCAAUGAAACAAAAUUUAGUUCACAGUUGUGUCCUUGUUUUGUCAUUAACUGAUUCCUGUAUAAUGUUUCUUUGCCUAACCACUAAUUAUUUGAUUAAUAAAAGCUAUUUGG
This is a messenger RNA of Monopterus albus (swamp eel), 4695 nucleotides long. RefSeq names its product polymerase I and transcript release factor-like. Gene Ontology annotation, cellular component: caveola; cytoplasm. Gene Ontology annotation, molecular function: rRNA primary transcript binding. Bases 384 to 1778 code for a protein of 464 amino acids. Lineage: Eukaryota; Metazoa; Chordata; Actinopteri; Synbranchiformes; Synbranchidae. The record is from RefSeq and is a predicted model, not a curated record. The transcript has 2 exons. Gene Ontology annotation, biological process: transcription initiation at RNA polymerase I promoter; termination of RNA polymerase I transcription.